AUGCGUUUGGAGACUGAAGAGCGGCGCGAGGAGGUAACAUGGUGGGAGCGUCUAUGGAUUGACUGUUGCCGCGAGUUGAAUCGAUGGAAUUCUUUGCAUGAGGUUUCUCAGGCAGCAGCACGGCGCUCUCAGCUGUCGCUGCAGUGCGCAGCAAAGCUGCAGCACUGGGGAGAGAUAGAUAGGCUGCUGCAGCUGCAUCAGAUCACCGAGCCAGCCACUAAACUAUGCCAGACCUAUCAGUCGCUGCACGAAGUGCUGUACCCCAAGGGCCAGCUGGAGACGGAUGCUCGGCCGUGGGUGCGAACGGAGAAGCUGCAGGAGAUCGACAUGCACUGUGCUGAGGUUCAGCGGCUGCUGCUGCAGUCUUGGAGAAACCUGCCUCUGAUUGUAAACCCUAAACCCUUCUCCUUGUGA
Messenger RNA from Eimeria mitis, 414 nucleotides. RefSeq lists its product as uncharacterized. Bases 1 to 414 code for a protein of 137 amino acids. The record is from RefSeq and is a predicted model, not a curated record. The transcript has 4 exons. NCBI's taxonomy places the organism in Eukaryota, Apicomplexa, Conoidasida, Eucoccidiorida, Eimeriidae.